CGUUUGUGAGAUCUCAACUGAACACAGUCUCUCUCUGAAGACGUGCAAAGCAACUUCGACAAGAUUGGCUAGGGCUGUGGUAGGGAGACACCGUUGGCAAUUUGUUGUAAUUCUCCAGUUGCCUGAUUGGAUAUUUGGUCUUCCUUCACUUAUAAUAGGCGAUACACGGUCUCUAGCGCUGUGCUCGUACUUGUCGACGAUAUACAAGGGUGCUACAAGUGUACCGAAAAUCCAUAGGGAUCGUGGGACCAUCUCCGCCGAGUAGAGUCAUUCUCGGCUCAAGUUCUACAUAAAGAUAGUCAUGGAUCACCGUCCACGUACCGGCCAGAGGAGUGUAGACACCGAGUCUUUCGUUCUCGACUCUGGAGCCUCAAGCUUGCACCUGGAUGAGCCUGUGCGCCCAGAGUUGCCACCAUGGCGUUUCUGGCUCUUGUGUCUUGGAAUUCUUCUGGGUCUAAUGCUGGCCUUUCUCGAUACCUCCAUCGUCGCCACCUGUCUUUUUGAGAUAGGACAUGAUUUCGGUACAUUAGACACUGUGAACUGGGUCGCAUUGGCCUAUACCCUUUCAUAUCUUGGGUGUGCCGUCUUGUUGGCUCGAGUGACUGACAUCGUCGGUCGUCGCAAUGCCUUCAUCGCGUCUUACAUCAUAUUCAUCGCAUUCUCGAUCGCAUGUGGCUUCGCUCAGAGCAUAGAUCAGCUGAUAGCAUGUCGAGCCUUACAAGGACUUGGGGGUUCGGGGUUAUAUUCCAUAUCAAUGAUAAUCCUCCCAGAAGUCGCUCCGUCAAAGCUAAGGCAGUUUAUCGGCGGGUUAAUCGGAAUCGUGCUCACAGUAUCAAGCGUAUUAGGACCGCUUAUAGGUGGCGCAUUGACCCAUUACUCGACGUGGCGUUGGGUCUUCUGGAUGAACGGUCCCAUUGGAGCGGCAUCGGUGGCCCUCUUCUACUUUACGUGGCCGAAACCUCAGUACUUACCAAUUGUUGACCAAAGGACCUGGGGGGAACUCGACUAUGUCGGGUCAGUACUGCUGAUAGCCGCUUCGGUGUUGGUUGUUUUCCCCUUCCAGAAUGUCGGAGACUUCGCAAACCAGUGGUCAAAGCCGGUUUUCAUCGUCCCACUUCUUCUUGGGGUUUUAUCCUGGAUAGCCUUGAUCCUCUGGUCUAUCUUCAUCGAAUGGCGCUGGAAAGAUGCGAUAAGUGCUGCAAUCCCUAUGCGUCUUCUACGCGAUCGUAUUUACGCCUCGACCGUUCUGAAUACCUUAAUCGUCGGAUUUCCAUACCUAGUCGUCAUAUAUACCUUUCCCCUCCGAUUGCAGAUAGUAAAUGGUAAAGAUGCUUUCACGGCUGGCCUUAUGCUGCUUCCAAUGCUGGGAGCCACCGCUGUGGGCUCAUUCAUCUCAGGAGCGAUCAGUAGGAAGACAUGCAAGGUGUUUGAGAUGUUACUGGCGGGUGCAUGCUUGGUGCUUCUCGGCUGCGGGCUUUUGUCAACGCUGGCAGAUUCGCACGACCUGGAACCAAAGGCUCUGGGAUUUUUGGUUUUCGUUGGCCUUGGAUUUGGGAUGUCGGUAUCGACAGCGACGAUGGUAGCGGCCUUCCAACCCUCUGCCUUUGAUCAUGCUCCAGCCCAAGGCAUAAUAGCACAGGUUCGUGUGCUAGGAGGUAGCAUAGGGAUUGCGGCCAGUUCCGCCAUUGCGAAUGUUCUGCUUCAAGAGAACACUAAAGCUCUGGAACAAGGCCCACAACCUUCACCAAAAACCAACAAUACGCCUCCAACGCAGUUCGGACAACUCGAGACAGUAUAUUCAGAUGCGUUCAAUAGGGACAUGCGAGUAUGCGCAAUCAUCGCAGCUUUUGGAGUCUUCUCGACUUUCGGCACAUUUAGUCGACAUCGACUGAAUGUAGUUCAGCGCAGGGAGCAACAGCUGAAAGAAGCGAUGGAGAUGAAAGCUCAUCAAUCUUCUCACGCUCUGACUUCUACUGAUGAUGCUGAUUAGAAUCUCACCUUAGUUACACCAUGGUCGGUGGGGUGAUUCUGGAAGAAAUUGUGUAAUUUGUCAAGGAACACACAAUUGAAUAACGAGACUUUCCCCUUCUAUGAGACUCAAAAUUGUUUUAUGUAUGAAGGUUUAAUGUGUUAUAGCGUUGAGGGGCGUUUCUUUUCUCCUUAAGUGAUUUUUUGUAAAGAGGUUGUCCAUGAUCACAUGGCGGAAUGGGGAGAUAACUAACUAGUUACUUUAAAAGGCCCGCUUCUUAUGUGUCUACAUGCAACGAUAAGC
This is a messenger RNA of Hypoxylon fragiforme, 2272 nucleotides long. Its product is annotated as major facilitator superfamily transporter. The record is from RefSeq and is a predicted model, not a curated record. Lineage: Eukaryota; Fungi; Ascomycota; Sordariomycetes; Xylariales; Hypoxylaceae. The transcript is spliced from 6 exons. Gene Ontology annotation, molecular function: transmembrane transporter activity. Gene Ontology annotation, biological process: transmembrane transport. The coding region runs from base 302 to 1990 and encodes 562 amino acids.